CAUUUGGAGAUGACAACUAAAAGGAAAAUUAUUGGCCGCCUGGUGCCAUGCCGAUGUUUUCGAGGGGAAGAAGAAAUCAUCUCAGUGCUUGAUUACUCCCACUGCAGCCUUCAGCAAGUGCCAAAGGAGGUUUUUAACUUUGAACGGACAUUAGAGGAGCUUUAUCUGGAUGCCAAUCAAAUUGAAGAACUUCCUAAGCAAUUAUUCAACUGUCAAGCUCUACGUAAACUGAGUAUCCCAGAUAAUGACCUUUCAAGCUUGCCAACCAGCAUUGCCAGUUUAGUUAAUCUCAAAGAACUUGACAUCAGUAAAAAUGGGAUUCAAGAUUUUCCAGAAAAUAUAAAGUGCUGUAAGUGUUUAACAAUAAUUGAAGCAAGUGUCAAUCCUAUUUCUAAGCUCCCAGAUGGUUUCACACAGCUUUUAAAUUUGACCCAGCUAUAUCUAAAUGAUGCCUUUCUGGAAUUUCUUCCAGCUAACUUUGGAAGACUUGUUAAAUUACGAAUAUUGGAAUUACGAGAGAAUCACUUGAAAACGCUGCCAAAAUCAAUGCUCAAACUGACCCAGCUGGAGAGGCUUGACCUGGGUAAUAAUGAAUUUUCUGAGCUGCCUGAAGUUCUGGAACAAAUACAAAACCUAAAAGAAUUAUGGAUGGACAACAAUUCACUUCAAACAUUACCUGGGUCUAUAGGACGAUUAAAACAACUGAUAUACUUGGAUAUGUCAAAAAAUAGGAUAGAAAGUAUAGAUCUGGACAUAUCAGGAUGUGAAGCCCUUGAAGAUCUACUAUUGUCAUCAAAUAUGCUACAACAACUGCCAGAUUCUAUAGGGCUCUUGAAAAGACUUACUACUUUGAAAGUAGAUGACAAUCAACUUACACUUCUGCCCAAUGCUAUUGGAAGUAAUUUAUCUUUAUUAGAAGAAUUUGACUGCAGCUGUAAUGAACUGGAGUCUCUACCUCCCACCACUGGCUAUCUACACAAUCUCCGAACUUUAGCUGUAGAUGAAAACUUCCUGAGUGAACUUCCCAGAGAAAUUGGCAGCUGCAAAAAUGUAACCGUCAUGUCCCUCCGUUCAAACAAACUGGAAUUUCUUCCCGAUGAAAUUGGUCAAAUGCAGAAACUCCGUGUCUUAAAUUUGAGUGACAACAGGUUAAAAAAUUUACCCAUCACUUUUACAAAGCUUAAAGAACUUGCAGCAUUGUGGCUUUCAGACAACCAGUCUAAGGCUCUGAUUCCUCUUCAAACUGAGGCACAUCCAGAAACAAAGCAAAGAGUGUUAACUAACUACAUGUUUCCUCAGCAACCUCGGAGUGAUGAAGAUUUCCAGUCUGAUAGUGAUAGUUUUAAUCCUACUCUGUGGGAGGAACAGCGGCAGCAACGUAUGACAGUGGCCUUUGAGUUUGAGGAAAAAAAGGAAGAAGAGGAAAAUGCAGGAAAAGUUAAGGAAUAUUGCACUUUGGAAGGUUUUUAUCCCCAGCGGCAUGCUACUUCUGAGGUUGAAAUAAAUUUAAAGCGUUAUCCAACUCCAUAUCCAGAAGAUUUAAAGAACAUGGUGAAAUCUGUUCAAAAUCUGGUGGGCAAAUCUACCCAUGGAGUGAGGCCUGAGAAUUCAGCACCAUCUGCCAGUGCAGAACAAGUUGUGAAAGACAAAUUUGAGCAUAAGUGGCCCAUGGCAACAAAAGAGCUGUCAGUGGAGGAUUCUUUUGUACACCCAGUGAAUGACAUGAGGAUAGGAGAACUUCGCCCCUCAAUGACUGAUGCACCAUUAUAUCAACCAAAGCUUGUUCUCUUAGGAAAAGAAAAAAAAGAAUCAACGGAUGAAUCUGAAGCCGAUAAAAUUCACUGCAGGAAUAACAGUGUUUCUUCAGGAACCUAUUCAGACUACUCUCCAUCACAAGCAUCUUCUGGGUCUUCUAAUGCUCAUGUUAAAAUAGGAUCUUUGCAGACUACAGCUAAAGAUGCAGUGAAUAAUUCAUUGUGGGGUAACAGGCUUGUCCAAUCUUUCCCACAACCCCUUGAGACCAAGCCAUUACUCAGUCAGCGGGAAUCUGCUCCAGCAGGAAAUUUACAGCAACACAAUGAUAGGCGUCCAAUGAGUGAUACCUUUGCUGACAGUUGGAAUGACAGCUCUCACUAUGAUAACACGGGAUUUGUGGCCGAGGAGAACACGGUGGAGAAUCCUAGCACUAAUCCUCUCUUAAGUUCCAAAUCAAGAAGCACAUCUGCUCAUGGACGCAGGCCUUUAAUCAGGCAAGACAGGAUAGUUGGUAUUCCCCUAGAACUUGAGCAACCCACUAUCCGAAAUACCCCUGACUCAGAAGUGCCUCCAUCAAACCCUUGGCAGAACUGGACAAGAACACCCAGCCCCUUUGAAGAUAGGACAGCUUUCCCUUCUAAGCUGGAGAUCACCCCUAGUAGUAGCCCUUUACCUGAAAGGAAAGACCUUGUUAAAGACUCUCCUGAAAUCUCUAGUACUUUUUCUCCAGGUACACAAUGGGAAUAUCAUGAUUCCAACACUAACAGAAGUCUCAGCAAUGUCUUUUCACACAUUCACUGUCGCCCAGAGCUUUCUAAAAAUAUUAUUUCCAUCAGCAAAAGUACAGAGAGACUUUCUCCAAUGAUGAGAGAUUUAAAAACAAGCCGGUUUAAGAAAUCACAAAGUAUAGAUGAGAUAGAUAUUGGUGCAUAUAAAGUUUAUAACAUACCACUAGAGAACUAUGCAGCUACUACUGAUAAUGCAGGGAUACAUGACAGACAAGAUAAGAUGUUGGGGGCAGAACAUGGAAUGUCUAGUAUGUCCCGUAGCCAGUCUGUGCCAAUGCUUGAUGAUGAAAUGAUGACUUACGGAAAUGUAAAGAUCCAACAACAGCAAAAGCCCUCUGUGACUAAAAAAGUAUACCAGUUUGACCAAAGUUUUAAUCCUCAAGGAUCAGUAGAAGUGAAAGCUGAAAAGAGACUACCGCCCCCUUUCCAACAUACUCCAGAAUACAUUCCCCAACAGACAAAAAAUGUCUCUAAGGAUUUGGUUAGUCCCAGAGCCUACCGAGGAUAUCCACCCAUGGAACACAUGUUUUCCUUCUCACAGCCUUCUGUUAACGAAGAGACUGUCAAUACCCAGUUGACAAGUCAGGGAUCAAGGGCUGGAUUUUUAAGAAGAGCAGAUUCAUUGGCCAGCUCCACUGAAAUGUCCACAUAUAGAAGAGUCAGUGAGCCUCAUGAAAUGCCUCAAAGCGAUAGGUAUAACAGACAUCAGUAUAGAGGAGCUAUGGAACGCCAAAGCAACAUUUCAGUGUCUGAAUCCCAGUUUCUCAAAAGAAAUGGCAGGUAUGAAGAUGAACACCCUUCAUAUCAAGAAGUGAAAACCCAGUCUGGAAGCUUCCCUGUUAAAAACUUAACACAAAGGAGACCUUUGUCUGCAAGAAGCUACAGUACAGAGAGUUAUGGUACCUCCCAAACCAGGCCAGUUUCAGCUAGGCCGACAAUGGCAGCUCUGUUGGAAAAAAUACCGUCUGACUAUAAUUUGAGUAACUAUGGUGAGAAGCCAUCAGAUAACCCUGAUUUAAAGACAAGGCCUACUCCUGUGAAAGGCAAUGAGAGCUGCGGUAAAAUGCCUGCUGACUGGAGACAACAGCUACUUAGACAUAUAGAAGCUAGAAGGUUAGACAGGACUGCUGCUUAUAAACACAACACUGUUAACCUUGGCAUGCUGCGCUCUGGAGGUUUGUCAGCAAUGCAUGCGGGCAGAAGCAUGACAUUAAACUUGCAGACUAAAUCUAAAUUUGAAAAUCAAAUGCAUCAAGAGCUACCUCUACCGAAAACCCCAUCACAACAAAGCAGCAUUUUAGACAAUGGACAAGAAGAUAUUUCUGGCAACCAAUGGAAUCCAUAUCCACUUGGAAGGCGAGAUGUACCACCAGAAACUGUUGCUAAAAAGGCAGGUAGCCAUAUUCAGACUCUGAUGGGGUCACAAAGUCUACAGCAUCGUAGUCGAGAGCAGCCAUAUGAGGGCAACAUGAACAAAGUAACAAUCCAGCAGUAUCAGCCACCGUUGCCAAUACAGAUCCCAUCUCAGAGCUCUCGGGCACCACAAGCAGGGAGGUGUGUCAUUCAAACUAAAGGACAGAGGAGUAUGGAUGGUUAUCCAGAACAGUUUUGUGUAAGAAUAGAGAAGAAUCCAGGACUUGGAUUUAGUAUCAGUGGAGGAAUAAGUGGCCAAGGAAAUCCAUUCAAACCUUCUGAUAAGGGUAUCUUUGUUACUAGGGUUCAGCCUGAUGGACCUGCAUCAAACCUGCUUCAGCCUGGUGAUAAGAUUAUUCAGGCAAAUGGACACAGUUUUGUACAUAUGGAACAUGAAAAAGCUGUAUUACUGCUGAAGAGUUUCCAGAAUACAGUAGACCUAGUUAUUCAACGUGAGCUCACUGUCUAAAUAUUUUUUUAUAAAUAAUAAAAUAUGCCUAACAUUUUUUGCCAAUUGCUGGACCAAUGGCAAAUAUAGUGCCAAAUGUAUAAUAUUAUAUGUUAGUAAUGAUUACCCUGGGGAAAAAUAACUAUAUAAAUAUAACUUCCAACUGACUAUGUAUUAUUUUUCUUUGUAAGUCUCUGGCUAUGCAUUGGUACCAGCUUAUUUUUAAAAUAUUCUUUUUAAUUGUUUCUAGAUGUCUUUAUUUCAGGACACAGAAACACACACAAGUUCUUUACAAAUCUUAGUCUCCAUCAAAAUUACUGCCUCACAAUUGUUUAUGUUUUUAAAAAGAAAAUUAUAUAAAAUUAUAAUUCCCAUAAAAUAUUUCUAUCUCACAUAAGAUAUAAAUUAUUUAUAAAGAAUAUUUUAGUAG
This is a messenger RNA of Thamnophis elegans (Western terrestrial garter snake), 4834 nucleotides long. It is a transcript of the gene LRRC7, whose product is annotated as leucine rich repeat containing 7. Bases 10 to 4425 code for a protein of 1471 amino acids. Gene Ontology annotation, molecular function: protein binding. The record is from RefSeq and is a predicted model, not a curated record. NCBI's taxonomy places the organism in Eukaryota, Metazoa, Chordata, Lepidosauria, Squamata, Natricidae. The transcript is spliced from 25 exons. Gene Ontology annotation, cellular component: postsynaptic membrane; adherens junction; postsynaptic density. Gene Ontology annotation, biological process: neurotransmitter receptor transport postsynaptic membrane to endosome; neurotransmitter receptor transport, endosome to postsynaptic membrane.